CUUCCGGGUCCCCGCCCCGGACCCUCCCGGACGGCGGCGUUGAAAAGGGGAAGCCGCCGAUCCGCCCCUUCCCCCCCGGGACCUCCGAGACCCCCCCGGGACCACCGGAGUCGGUCACGCCCCCCGAUCUGGCCACGCCCCCUAUUUCCCAGGAUCGUGAUUGGCCGUGGAGGACAUGGAUGGGGCGGAGCCAGCCAAUGGGGAAGCGGCGGUUAACCGAGCAGCCAAUGAGAGUGGAGACGCUGUAGAAGCAGCGGCCAAUGAGCAGCGAGCAGCUGGAGGUUCCUCCAAUAGGGAUGGAGGGAGCCUGGGGACGGCCAAUGAGGAGCUCGGGCCGGCUGGUGCAACAUCCAAUGGGAAUCUGCCGCUUCAGGGCUCGUCCAAUGAGGGGAAGGGGAGCCCUGGCUCAUCCAAUGAGCAGCCAGCCCUGGGGGACUCGGCCAAUGAGGACGGAGGAGGUCAGCAUGGCCCGGCCAAUGAGGAGGCAGAGCCACAGGACCUGACCAAUGAGGCCAAAGGGCCACAGGAGCCAGCCAAUGAGGGCGCAGAACACAAAGCCUCAGCCAAUGAGGUUGCAGCAGCAGCACAAGCCCCGCGCAACAACGAUGCAGCAGCACACGGGCCAGCCAAUGAGGAGGCAGCACCUGGAGCCGCAGCCAAUGAGGACAGCGCCCUCCCGUCACCGACCAAUGGCAGGGCAGAACCCAGGGAUCCACCCAGCGCCUGCCCCGCCCCCUCCGACCCUCCCUCCAGUCAGCACGCGGCCCCGCCGGAUCCAGCCAAUGGGCUGCAAGCCCUCCCUGCCCCGCCCACCAGGACCAGAGACCCCUGGGAUUGGUCGCUGGAGGAGGCGUGGCUUCGCGCGCCGGAGGGGGAGUGGCUUGAGGAGUUUGGGGAGGGGCCUGAGGGCCCCGACGGCGCCAUCUCCAAGCGGAUCCUGCGCCGGGGCCGCGGCCUCUCCCGGCCCGGCCCCGGCUCCCUGUGCCGCGUCCUCCUGACCCCCGCGGGGGUCCCCGCGGGCUGGGGGGGCCCCCCCUGCCCCUCGUCGGGCGCGGGGCGCUGGCAGACCCUGCGGGUGGGCGCGGGCGAGGGCGGCUGGGCGGCGGCGCUGGACGCGGCGCUGGAGACGAUGGCGCGGGGCGAGCGGGCGCGGCUGCGGCCGGCGGGGGCCGGGGCGGCGCUGGGGGUGCGCCUGGGGGGCUUCACCCCCCCGCCGCCCUUCUGGGAGAGCCCCCCGGGGCGGCGGCGGCGGGCGGCGGCGGCCCUGGCGUCGCGGGCGGCCUCCCUGCUGGCCGGGGGCUCGGCGUGGCCGGCGGCGGCCGCGGCCCGGGCCGAGCUGCACGCCGGGCUGGCGCUGUGCCAGCUGCGCCUGGGCCUGCCCGCCCCCGCCGCCGCCAACGCCGGCAAGGCCCUGGCGCUCCGGCCCCACCACCUGGAGGCCCGGUUCCGCCGCGCCGUGGCCGCCGCCGCCAUGGCCGACCUGGAGGCCGCCAUGGCCGACCUGGCCGACGUGCUGAGGGCCCAGCCCGGGCACGCGGGCGCCCGCCGGGAGCUGCGCAGGGUCAGGGGGGCCGCGCGCGAGAGGGACGCCCGCCUGGCCAGGAGGCUCGGCAGGCUCUUCGCAUGA
This is a messenger RNA of Lepidothrix coronata (blue-crowned manakin), 1627 nucleotides long. Its product is annotated as collagen alpha-1(I) chain-like. The record is from RefSeq and is a predicted model, not a curated record. Bases 176 to 1627 code for a protein of 483 amino acids. The transcript is spliced from 4 exons. Gene Ontology annotation, molecular function: protein binding. NCBI's taxonomy places the organism in Eukaryota, Metazoa, Chordata, Aves, Passeriformes, Pipridae.